This is a messenger RNA of Papilio machaon (common yellow swallowtail), 1564 nucleotides long. RefSeq names its product retinoblastoma-binding protein 5 homolog (gene Rbbp5). Bases 129 to 1559 code for a protein of 476 amino acids. Lineage: Eukaryota; Metazoa; Arthropoda; Insecta; Lepidoptera; Papilionidae. Gene Ontology annotation, cellular component: Set1C/COMPASS complex. The transcript is spliced from 11 exons. Gene Ontology annotation, molecular function: protein binding. The record is from RefSeq and is a predicted model, not a curated record.
AAUAACAACAACAUUUUUCACAGUUAUUCCUAAAGGCUGAGCUUGAUCUGGAUUCCUUAUUAGCCUUAUAAUUUUAAUUUCGAAUUAAAUUGUAGGCUAAACUAUGUUGUUUUAAUACAAAUAUUAAAAUGAAUUUGGAACUAUUGGAAUCAUUCGGACAAAAUUAUCCAGAGGAGUUUGAUGGUGCUCUGGACUCUAUAUCAUUGGCAGCAACGUGUGCGUUCAACCGACGGGGGACUCUGCUGGCAGUGGGCUGCAAUGAUGGCAGGAUCUUUAUCUGGGACUUCCUGACUCGAGGAAUUGCUAAAUCAAUAUCUGCACAUGUUUAUCCUGUUUGCAGUCUAAGCUGGUCAAGGAAUUGUAAAAAACUAUUGUCAGCUUCAACUGACCACAAUGUGUGUAUAUGGGAUGUUCUAUCAGGUGAAUGUGAACAGCGCUACAGGUUUCCAACCCCCAUAGUGAGGGUACAGUUUGAUCCGAGAAAUGACAGGAGAUUUCUUGUGUGUCCUAUGAGACAUGCAGCUUUGUUAGUUGAUACGGAAGGUGAACAUAAAAUAUUACCUAUUGAUGAUGAUGGUGAUAUAAAUGUGAUAGCAUCAUUUGACAGAAGAGGUGACUAUGUGUACACAGGCAAUGCUAAAGGCAAAAUAUUAAUUCUAGACUCUCAGUUAUUAUCUGUGAAGGCAAGUUUUAAAAUAACAGUUGGAACGUCUAGUACGACAGGCAUUAAAAGUAUUGAAUUUGCACGGAGAGGAGAUUGUUUCCUUGUGAAUACAUCGGAUAGGGUGAUAAGAGUAUAUGAUACAAAUACGGUGAUCAAAUGUGGUGUGAACGGGGAACCAGAGCCUAUACAGAAACUACAGGAUCUUGUUAAUAAAACGACUUGGAAGAAGUGCUGUUUCUCCGGAGACGGGGAGUACAUCUGUGCGGGGUCUGCCCGCCAGCACGCGCUCUACAUCUGGGAGAAGUCCAUCGGAAACCUUGUGAAGAUCCUUCACGGCACCAAGGGUGAGCUGCUGCUGGACGUCGUCUGGCAUCCCGUCAGGCCCAUCAUAGCCAGUAUUAGUGCCGGCGUGGUAUCGAUCUGGGCGCAGAACCAGGUGGAGAACUGGUCGGCCUUCGCCCCCGACUUCAAGGAACUGGACGAGAACGUGGAGUACGAGGAGCGGGAGAGCGAGUUCGAUGUGGAGGAUGAGGACAGAUCUGUUGACCAGGCGGGGGAGAGCCGCGAUGAUGAGGAAGUUGAGGUUGAUGUAACGACAUGCGAGCCUGUGGCGGCCUUCUGCAGCUCGGAUGAGGAAGGCGAGGAUGAGAACCUGCUCUCCUUUCUGCCCAUCGCACCUGAGAUUGAAGAUCCGGAGGAUGGGUGGGCGGCGACUCAGGAGACGGUGACGCCCACUGAGACACCGGAGAAACUGGAGCCCGCCGCCAAAAGACCCAAGAGCAAGACAUACGACAUCUCACUCAAGAUACCGCCUCCUGAGCAAACGAUAUCAUUUGGCGGUAAGAAUAAACAGACAGCUGGCAACAAGAAGGUACCGGGCAGGCCUCGGAAGUAACUAUA